Phanerochaete carnosa HHB-10118-sp is the source of this 602-nucleotide messenger RNA. RefSeq lists its product as uncharacterized. Lineage: Eukaryota; Fungi; Basidiomycota; Agaricomycetes; Polyporales; Phanerochaetaceae. The record is from RefSeq and is a predicted model, not a curated record. The coding region runs from base 48 to 602 and encodes 184 amino acids. The transcript has 4 exons.
CCGCUUCCAAGACACAUCAUGACACAUUUUGCAUAGGUACGCAGAUCAUGUCCACCCCCGAGAACACUACUCUUGAUGCUCACACGGGGAUCUGCCGUCAUUGUGGAAUCUCUAGUCUUCCUCCUGACGUGGCGAAAGACAUUCCAUCAAUGGAGAACAGCAACAAGACUGAAUAUAGCUCUACCAUUCUCAUCUUAUCUUCUACGCAAUGGCAUGUAUCACUUCUUGUGAGCAUCACUCUCCAUAACUUCGUCGAGACGCUCCAGAUCAAACUAAUCUGGUGCAGAAUGCUUCUACUCAUAAAUGUUGCUGAGAUGAUCAUAUAUCAAUGUGUGAGUGGCUUAGCCGUCCCUGAAGACUGCUCAGUUCUAAAGACAAUAUCCAAGCCUUUCACUCCCUCCGAUUAUCUUGCGCAGUUUCUUCCACCUAUAUUGCUCAGCCGAUUCCUACUCAAUUUGCGUCAGACCUCCUUCGGUGCUAAUGCUAGUACAGACAGUCCUGCUUAUUCCAGAAUUAUCGGGAAUAUUGGCGAGGAUUUUGAAGACACAAAUAUGGUUGUGUUGAAUGAGGACGCCGUCGAUGGCGAUCUCGAGAGCAUAUGA